GCAGAACCGCUCCUUCUAAACGACACGUGCUAAAAAGAACACGCGUCCCACUCCCCUGCGCCUUCAUCAUUCCAAUCCCAUAACCGCCCGCCGAAUAUCACCAAUAUGCCCAUCACCUACUCGACCAUUUUCCACAGACAUUUCCAUCCCAUACCCGUCUUCCCCAAAAUGAUGAACAUACUCGCCCUCGCUCUCAUCCUCACUUCCAUCGCCACCGCUUCCUUUUUCUCUCCUCCUUCCGACUCAAACCGCCAAACCAUCUGCGAAAGCCACCGCUUGAUAGUCCUCCAGUUCGAGCGCCAGAUCCCACAAUCCUCCUCCUUCCCAUCAAGCGCAGGGGAAGUCGCCGGCGAAACCAAUAAGAAGCCCCUCGACGCCGGGCAAGACCUCUCUCAGCCUCCGAAGGCCAAAAUCUCUUCCCUCUUCACAGACACUAAGCAAAAGGCUAUCCAGUUAGAAGAAUCUGUCUCCAAUACCGUUAAAUCUGCCGCCAAAAAGCUCAAACAUAAGGCUUCCCAAAUUGAAGAAACCAUUAAAUCCUCCGCCGAGGAGGCCAAGAAAAAGGCCACCCGAAUCGAAGAAUCUGCCUCCGUUGCUUUUAAAACCGCCGCCGAGACCGCGCUGGAGGCCGGCCAAGAAGUCGCUGGAAACAUCUCUUAUUCCGCGGCGAAGACAGCCGAAUCAACGAAGGACAUCCGGCGCCUGGCUUGGGAGAUUGGGCGCGACCUGGCAGCGUUUGUGAGCGCGGGCGUAGUGAAUACCGUGCGGUCGGCGGCCGCGGUGAUCCACUUGCUAGGGUUUGCGACGGCGUAUGGCACGUGCGUGUGGGUGACGUUCGUGUCGAAUCACGUGCUGGCGUCGGCGAUGCCGCGACAGCAGUUUGGGAUGUUGCAGAGCCGGAUAUAUCCGGUUUAUUUCAGGUUUUUGGGUGUGGCCGUCGGAGUGGCGCUCGCCGGGCAUGUUCUGAAGGGAAAAGAUAGAGUGCAGGCAUAUAAUUUGAUGGCAAUGCUGGCGUUUGUGUUGUUGAAUGUGUUCUGGUUGGAGCGCAAAGCAACCAAGGCUAUGUUUGAGAGGAUGAAGUUGGCGAAAGAAGAAGGAAGAGGGAGGGAUGUAGCAGAUGUUGUUACAGAGCUGGCAACGCCCGGAGCGCAGCCGACGGCCGCCACCACACCACUUGCCAAUGCUUCAACCUCGAAGAAGAGACUGAAGAGUCUCAACAACUACUCUUCUUUACUGAAUGUGCUCACUCUAAUGGGUUUAAGCUGGCAUCUUGUCAGCCUUGCUUAGACUUUCGGUUCUUCUGAUUCAGAG
Molecule: messenger RNA, 1311 nt
Organism: Phalaenopsis equestris
Lineage: Eukaryota; Viridiplantae; Streptophyta; Magnoliopsida; Asparagales; Orchidaceae
Exons: 2
Coding region: 106-1287 (393 amino acids)
Source: RefSeq, a predicted model, not a curated record